AAUAAAGGUUAAAAUAAUUAUUACAUGAAUCUGGAAGAUGAAGAUGCUGAAAUUAUUCAGCAAUUAAUUUCUAUCCGAGUUUACGAACAGUUCUCAUCAGUUUCAAUAUUGACAAACUUGACCAAAACAAAUCAACUGAUACCCGCUAAAACUGAUAAACGUUCAAUGAAUUUAAAUUGAAAAUUGAAAUAUGAAAUAAUUUUUAAAAUAAUGUAUUCACCAUCAAUCGAAGUCUUCCUCUACUUGAACAAAUGCUGCACCAUCACAUCUACAAACUGAACUGAUUACGAAUAUGGAGAUGGACCCCAGUAAUAAUAUAGCUUUAGUGGAUAAGCUUCUGGAAUCCCUUAUUCCAUCUGAAAAUAAACAUUCCAGUAAAGAAACAAAGAGACUAAAAAAGCUAGUAAUAUCAAAACUGUUCGGUCCUUCUCGUAAAACGAAUACAGAAUGCACAAAAGACAUACCUGCAGAUCCUAUAGAUCUGUUGAAGACUGAUAUUUUAAGCCAAGCUUUGAAAACCACCUCCAGUGAAGCUGAAUAUGACGCGUGUGUUGAUAAAAUGUACAACACAAUUGAACGUGUGCUUCCAACGUGUGAUUCCGAUACUUUAAAUAAUUUAUUUCUAUUCUUACAUAAGAUGUUCGAGUUAGAUCGAAGCAAACAAAUCGCUCAAAAAAAAAAAAUAUGUGAAAUACCGAUCUGCAAAAACAACAGAUUAUAUUCAGAAAUUAUCCCUUAUCAAGAUAUCGACUGGUCUGCUUUUUAUGAAAAUUUACCAUCGGUUUCGGGAUCAUUCUCAGAUUACCGUUUCUAUAAAGAACCCGGAGAUGGUAUUUCUUUUUUUAAAGAACAUAUCGCCGAAUUCAAAGUACCUACGACUAAUGUCGCUAAUCUUUUCGAUUCGAGUUUUAAAAUCUGGAGAUUCGAUAUCAACAAACAAGUGGAACCAGUGGCUCAAGAUGAAGGUUUCGUUACUCCGGGUUCAGAAUUUUCCAACGAAAGUAUCAAAGAUGAAGAUUCGAUAUCACAAUGCUCGGAUGAGUGUUCAGAUUUAGAUAUGUUCAAUUAUAAUGUAGAAGUAUCGAGUAGACGAUCUUGGGAUCAAUUAGGUGAAAUGGAACUACCUAAAGAAUUGCCAUUUACAUCGGAAAGUGUAGGAACAGUUCUCCAUUUGUGGAAAAUUGUGAAUUCUAGUCAAGCUGUCGGUAUUAAAAGUGUUCCUAUUGGUAAUCAAGUCUCGUUUGAAGAUUUAAUAAUGGAUUUGAAAUAUUUACUUUUUGGUAUGGCUUCGCCUUCGUUCUUUUUUAAUGAGGAGUUGAAAAUGUUUCAAAUUUGCGAUAGACUUCAUACCGAAACAUUAUCACCGGAAAUAUUGGCGGCCUUGUGCGAAGAUGUUUUAAAGUGUGCCAAUUAUUACCAUUCGUUGAAUUUAUUCACCGAAGAAAGAUUGAAAACGAUGUCCGGCAUUGUUCAUCAAACAUUUCGCAAAUGUAUCCAGCAAAUUUUAAACAUGUACAAAUAUUCGUUGUUGAACAUGGAAUGGGAAAAUAUCAAACAUUUAUCCAGUUUUCCGUCUUUGAUUAUUCCUCUUCAAAGAAAACUGAAAUUUUUGACGAACAUCUGCCUAAUUCAAGACCCACCAAACGAAUCGAAUUUCUUUUCCGGAGUUCAACUGUUGGAUUAUUUGUAUCAAAACCUAUUCAAAGUCUACAGCUCGGAUUUGAGUUACGUGCUGUUUUACAUGUUUGAAUCCUGCUGCAAUGCCUAUUUUAGGAUAAUCUCAGAAUGGAUAUUCGACGGUUGCUUUUCGACUGCGGAAAAUUACGGCGAAUUUUUCAUAGAAAUUCGACGCGAAUAUGAACUCUGUAGGGACUGGAGAAGAGUCACCUGUAUUGGAAUUCGUGAUAAGAAAGUUCCCAACAUCCUACGUAAAUUUUACAAAGAAAUAUUUAUUUGCGGGAAGUCGAUCAAUUUAUUGAAAAUAUGCUCGUCUAGGGAGAUACUCGAUAAGCUGGUGGAAAAGAAUCAUCCAGAUUUAGUUUGCUGUUUCAAUCAGAAACAGAUGGUGAAUUAUGAAGAAAAAUGGAGGAAAUAUCAGACUAUUCAUGAAGGUCAUUUCAUCGAUCGAAUUAAAAUAAAAGAUAAGCUUCUAAAGAACUGUGCUCAUCCUAAUUUCUACAAUGAAGUUAGACGAGUUCGAGAGGAAUGGUUUCGGCAACAAGCAGAAAUUGAAACGAGUAAAGAAAAUGAAAAUUCAAACGGCGUCGAAAAUCAAGAAAAAGGUGACGAAAAUAAUACAGAAGAGCAACCUCGAAACGAAUCAGAUGAACUGAAAACUUCUGAAAACGAAUCUCAAUCAAAUGAUUCAAACUCCACAAAUGAACCCACCGAGGAAGUGAAAUCGGAUCCAACUCCGGUGGAACCUGAUCCAGUCACAAAAACAACUGAAACAGAUCCAGUCAACGUCACCAUCACUUUCACCUCCUCAGAUCAAUCACCACAUCAAAAAUCCAACCUUUCCGAUCUGGUAUUCUCGAACGACGCUUCUUCUACUCCUCAAUCCAAACCAUUAACCUCCCAAGGAGCUGGCGAUUGUCCUAGUAGCACAGAAAACAGACGCGUAAAACAUCUGGUAUCGUUACUCGAACAAAAAUCCAAACCAACUGAUGAAAAUACUCCUAGCAAAACACCUAAAAAAAUUCAUCUCGGAUCGGGAGAUAUCGGUAGUGCUGGACCCAGCGAGGUGCUUAAAGACAUAGGCAACGUUUCUCAAGUAGAAUACGCUAAAAAUAAACUCCGAUCGAUGGCAAGUUGUGUAAAUUCUCCGAUCGAUGAGAAACCCGCCAAAUCGAAGCUAGAAAAGGGUACUCCGUUGAGCGCAUGCCAAGAGAACAAACUUAAAGUCAUGUCCAGUGAAUAUCACAAUCGUCUCAAUGAUUCAUUGAAUUCUUCGCACGAGAUGCCCAAAAGUAAACCUGCUAUUUUGACCAUCUGUCAAGAGAAUAAACUCAAAGUAAUGUCCAGUGAAUACCACGUUCGACUCAAUGAAUCUAUCGACUCGAGUCAGAAACCCAAAGCUGAACCGUUAAAGCCUACCGCUGCGUUGAGCGCUCUACAAGAGAAUAAACUCAAGGUGAUGUCCAGUGAAUACCAUCAUCGUCUCAGUACUUCCAGUAUUACCGACCAAACCCCAGUCAAAGUAAAUAAACCUCUCACUGCCAGCGAGGAAAACAAACUCAAAGUUAUGUCCAGCGAGUAUCACAUUAGACUUCAAACCAACACUGGCAACGAAUCGAAAUCCAAAUCGUGCAGUGUGAAAGAAUUAACCGAAAGCCAGAAAAAUAAACUAAAAAUAAUGUCUAGCGAAUACCAUCACAGGUUGAGUCUUGAUCCAGUCAAUACAGAAACCGCCAGUACUCCAAAAAAUCUCACCGAAAAAGACCUGAUUAAACAGAAAGUGGAAUACUACACUGAAUCUACCAAACCUCUACAAGAUGAUACCUCGAAUUUAAGCCCUAUUGUAGCUCGAGACGAUUUAUCGAAAAUCACCGAAGAAGGCGAAUCCAACGCUGAGACUCUUGAAGAAAUCACUAUGCAGCCGAUUACCCAAUCGAUACAGAAACACGUUCAUUCUCAAGACAUCGAAACUCAGCCAAAACGAACGAAUAUUUUUACUCAAGAUUUGCAGAAUUUCGAGUUACAGUCGAUCAAUAAUGUCGAUGUGGAAUCGGUAGCCGAUGUUGAUAUCACUUCGUUGACUUUCUAUCUAGCUCGAUCGAUUGCUGUGCCAUUAAAAAUACAAAUGAAGCUGAUCAACGAAGCCAUACUGAAAGUAUUCAUCGAAGAAGAAAGUUAUCUCGAUCAUUUAACCGCUUUACGAGAUUAUUUACUUUUGAGGAAACCGGAAUUCACCGUUUCGUUGACAAACUCUAUUUUCAAACUGACAGAAAAAGCGAAGAAACCGUAUAUUUUACUAAAUAAUUAUACUUUGAGCUCUGUUCUGCAAAGAGCCUUGUUAGCUUCAGGUUCCAAAGAGACCAUUACUUUUGGAAGAAAAUUAUCGUUCUCGAUCGAUGAGGUAAUUCCAGAAAAUUUCACGUUGAUCGAUAUUAAGGAACUGGAUUGCUUGAAUUUAACUUACGCCAUAAAAUGGCCCAUAAAUAUCCUCAUCACCGAACCAAUAGCCAAAAAAUACACCAAGAUUUUCCGAUUUUUGUUCCAACUGCAACGAGUAUUAUGGGUCUUGAAGAGAGAUUUCGUCUCAAUGAAGAACUUGAAACGUGGCAAAAGUAUCCAAUAUAUGAAGAUUCAAUUAUUUCGCCAUAAUAUGACCCAGAUCGUAAAAAUUCUACAAGAAUACGUAAUGCGAGAAGCUAUCGAAACGUGCUGGAACGACUUCGUCGAAAAUUUAACCAGCGGUGACGUAGACCUUGAUUUAUUAUACAUGUCGCAUUUAAAAUACGUUAACAGAAUGAUGCAACGGUGUUUCUUGUGUGAUUUAUCGUCCCAGUGUCGAGAUUCAAUUUUGAACUUAUUUUCGAUGAUUUUAAAGUACCACGAAGCCUUGAAAAACGGCGUAUGGAGACGUAACGUCGAAGUUAACUUCCUAUACCAUACGAAUUACAAAGAAAUCGAUGCCAUUUACCAAGAUUUCGUCAAAAGCUUGAAUUUAGUUCGAACCAAUUUGAGACAAUUAGUUUAUGGAAAACAAAAAACGUAUUUUGAAACUUUAUAUUUAGAAUUAUCGAAGAAUGCCGAAGAAGUUGUGUGAAUAGAGUGAAUUUUAUUAUUAUUGAAUUUUUGUGUACACCUGAUUAGUGAUUAAUAUAUAAACCGUUUUGUAA
Messenger RNA from Planococcus citri (citrus mealybug), 4844 nucleotides. Its product is annotated as gamma-tubulin complex component 6-like. The record is from RefSeq and is a predicted model, not a curated record. NCBI's taxonomy places the organism in Eukaryota, Metazoa, Arthropoda, Insecta, Hemiptera, Pseudococcidae. Gene Ontology annotation, cellular component: spindle pole; centrosome; equatorial microtubule organizing center. The transcript is spliced from 15 exons. Gene Ontology annotation, molecular function: microtubule minus-end binding; gamma-tubulin binding. The coding region runs from base 293 to 4771 and encodes 1492 amino acids. Gene Ontology annotation, biological process: spindle assembly; cytoplasmic microtubule organization; meiotic cell cycle.